This is a messenger RNA of Prorocentrum cordatum, 1261 nucleotides long. NCBI's taxonomy places the organism in Eukaryota, Dinophyceae, Prorocentrales, Prorocentraceae. The record is from the annotation of a GenBank genome assembly.
CCGCGUCCUCCCAUUGCUCCGCCGACGCCCCCACGGGGCCCCCUCUGGGGGGGCUGCCCCGCGGCGCUGCCCCGUGGACACGUUCUGCGUGAAGCUGUUGCUGGUGCUCGAGGGCCAGGGCGCCGCGGAGCUCAGGCACCUGUGGCCGCGCUUGGCCCGCUGCCUGCACCUGCCGGCGCCCCACGCCCGCGCGCUGCUCCUCGCGGUGAGGUGCCUGGCGCUGCCUGGCGGCGGCAGCGAGCCACCGCUGUUGCAGUCGCCGGCGCCCGCCGCCGCCGCCCCGGACCCACAGGAGGGCGUUGCUGCCAUUGACGGCGCGGAGAUUGCGGAAGCGAUCUGCACUCUGGCCGGCCACGCCGACGAGACCGUGCGCGUCGAGGCCCUCGCCGCGCUGCGGCAGCUGGAGUCGGCAGGCGUGCCGGCGCGCAGGCGCGAGCUCGACUCCAUCGGGGCGCGCCUGGUGGGGAGAGACGCGCCCGCCACCGCGCUCACGGUUGCCGCCGUCUGGGCCUGGCUGCGGCGCCGGGCGCCUCCGGCCGCCGCCUGGGACGCCGCCGAGCCCCUGGCGGCAAAGGUGCAGCGGCUGAUCGCGCAGCCCGAUACGGCUGCUGCAGAGAGGCUCGCCGAGGGCCUCGCCGUCGGAACGCCGCCUGGCUCUUGGUACGGCAGCGGCCCCCUGCUGUGUGCCGCCUUGCUGAUCCUGGAAGAGGCUGACGAUGAGGCGCUGUGGCUGCGGUUCCUGACUGACUUCCGGCUGCUCCUCGGCUGCGCUGGCGCGGACACGGGGUGUUGGUGGGACGAGCUGAAGCUCUGCCACCACGUCUGGCACCCCAGGCUCCUGAACUUCUUGGCCCGAAGCUGCGCUCAGGACGCGGCCUUCAGCGCGGCUGCCAAGCUGCACACCACCGUCGCCUCGGGGGCGCUCGCGCUGGACCCGGAGGCGUGGAGGCUGCUGGAGGGCGCGGCGUGCUGGGCCCGCGGCGGCGGGGAGGGGCGCGCGCUGGUGUGCCGCGCGCUGCUGGCGCAGCUGUUCGAGGCGGUCGGCGGUUCCUUCGGGGUGCAGCUGCGCGACGCGGCCAGCAGCGCGGCGCAUCCGCUGGCCUCCAACCUGGUGCGGCUGGCGCCCGUGCUGCACGACCUCCUGCUGCCCCCCGCGGCGGCGGCCGGAGAUGCCCCAUCGCCGCCCAGUCUGCCAGAGACGCUGGCGCCGCCGUUCGCGAAGGGCGGCGUAGGGCGCCUGCACCCCUCGACGCUGCGCCUG